AUGAGCACCAUCCAGAGCCUAAAAAAUUUCAUACGUCAUGGGAAACAAGCCCGCCUUGUCACCCCCCAUGCGGAACCUACCACCAACGUCUCUGCCGUCCACGCUGAACAACAGCGUCAACCCCAGGGUUCAUUUUCUCCCGCUGCUGGGAAUCUAGACGCAAUUGAUAGCAAAAUGGGGAGUGGUCAGCCCCAAGCCUCACAACGGUCAUCUCCCGAAGCUCCCGUCAAGAGGGGCCGAGAGGCCGAAAUCGAACAGAUCAUCGCCGAAGAGAAGAGUAGUCGCUCCAAGAUGCCCAAGUAUCCGGGGUUGGAGCGUUACGCCUUGCUGGAGAAAAUGGGCGACGGUGCCUUCAGCAACGUUUACCGCGCCAAGGAUACCACUGGUGAAUAUGACGAAGUUGCAAUCAAAGUGGUUCGAAAAUUUGAGAUGAAUAGCACACAGUCUGUCGCCCUGCUACAUCCUGACUUCAAAAAAAAGCCGAAAGCUGCGGAGCGAGCCAACAUCUUGAAAGAAGUACAAAUUAUGCGCCAAAUUGAUCACCCGAACAUCGUCAAACUGGUUCAAUUUUCCGAGUCGCGCCAAUAUUACUAUAUUGUCCUGGAACUUUGCCCCGGCGGUGAACUUUUCCAUCAGAUUGUUCGCUUGACGUACUUCAGUGAAGACCUCAGUCGCCAUGUCAUUCUGCAAGUUGCUAAAGCAAUUGAAUAUCUACACGAAACAUCAGGUGUUGUGCAUCGUGAUAUCAAACCCGAGAACCUCCUUUUCUAUCCCACAGAAUUCAUCCCCUCGAAACACCCAAAACCAAGUCAGCCCGGUGAUGAGGACAAGGUGGACGAAGGAGAAUUCAUUCCCGGCAAGGGUGCUGGUGGGAUUGGCACAAUCAAGAUCGCCGACUUUGGCCUUUCCAAAGUCAUCUGGGACAGCCAAACGAUGACCCCAUGUGGUACUGUCGGCUACACUGCUCCCGAGAUCGUCAAGGAUGAAAGGUACUCCAAGAGUGUGGACAUGUGGGCGCUGGGAUGUGUUCUCUAUACCCUCCUCUGCGGAUUCCCACCUUUCUACGAUGAGAGCAUCCAAGUCCUCACCGAGAAGGUUGCCCGGGGGCAGUAUACCUUCCUAUCACCGUGGUGGGAUGACAUCUCCAAGUCAGCGAAGGACCUGAUUUCCCAUCUCUUAACCGUUGAUCCUGAGGAGCGGUAUUCCAUUAAGCAAUUCCUGGCCCAUCCGUGGAUUCGACAGACCGACGAGGAGACACAAGCUGCCUCGGACGCCCCACCGCUAACAACGCCCUCGCUAAGGGAAGUCCGCAACCAACCACUAGAUGCAGUCGCAGCGGACCUUGCGCCGUACCCACCGGCAAGCGCGCAGCUGGCCACUACAGACCGGCCCAUGGAUUUCAGAUCUCCCGGGGCGAUCAACUUGCGGGAAGUCUUCGAUGUCGGUUACGCUGUCCACCGACAGGAGGAAGAGGGCAAACGACGCAAAGCUGGCCGUGGGUAUCGCCAGAGUAACCCGACUUCUGCGUUCCAAUCAGCUCUCAACCCACUCAAUGAAGACUAUGAUGACGAGGAAGGGAUUCCCUAUCAAACCGUUAACGACGAUGGGCAUCCUCCGGCGAAAAUCCAGAAGCAUGCUGGCGAUGUCGCUGCAGUGGAAGCUAAAAUGCGCCAAACUAACCUGGGAGCCACCAGCCAUGCUGCUCAGGCGCGGCAAUCCAACCAACCCCGUCAGCAGCAGGGCUAUGGGCAACACAGCGCUCAUGUUGCGGCUGCCGCAAAGCAGAAUAUAGUCCGCAAUGCCCGGGGACCAUUUGAACUCAGUCUGGACAAUGCAACUUUGCUAGAAAAGCGAGGCAGGAGGCAACAAGAACAGCCUGCUGUCUAG
Messenger RNA from Aspergillus puulaauensis, 1887 nucleotides. RefSeq names its product serine/threonine-protein kinase. Gene Ontology annotation, molecular function: ATP binding; protein serine/threonine kinase activity. The transcript is spliced from 4 exons. NCBI's taxonomy places the organism in Eukaryota, Fungi, Ascomycota, Eurotiomycetes, Eurotiales, Aspergillaceae. The record is from RefSeq and is a predicted model, not a curated record. Gene Ontology annotation, cellular component: nucleus. Bases 1 to 1887 code for a protein of 628 amino acids. Gene Ontology annotation, biological process: mitotic DNA damage checkpoint signaling; protein phosphorylation.